Carassius carassius (crucian carp) is the source of this 4967-nucleotide messenger RNA. It is a transcript of the gene ccdc30, whose product is annotated as coiled-coil domain containing 30. The transcript is spliced from 30 exons. The coding region runs from base 251 to 3991 and encodes 1246 amino acids. The record is from RefSeq and is a predicted model, not a curated record. Lineage: Eukaryota; Metazoa; Chordata; Actinopteri; Cypriniformes; Cyprinidae.
CCCGUUGCCUAGGCGCUCGGUACACGCUACUGCGAGCAGCUGCAACAAAACACUUGGCGUCUGGAGGAUAUGAAAAGAAGCUCGUGCAUAAUACCUGCGAACUAAUGUUAGCCCGCUAGCCAAAGUUAGCGGACUGGACUGUGCUAGGUAAAGUGAUGAAUAGUCCAGAGACUGACGUGAGCGGAGGCAAAUGCUGGAAACCACAAUCUAAACUUUGUUCGCAUAAAAACGCUUGGCUAAUUUGCAUGUGAUGCACGGACUCCAGUGGAGCUGUACUCGGCCAUGGAAAAAGAGGUAUGCUAAGGAGCUGGACGAGCUCACCCUCCGCUUGCAGAGGGACGGUGUGUCCCCUGAGGCUCCAUUAGAGGAGCGUGAGCUGCACCUGUGGCGUUUGCUCCAGCGCAGCGAGGGCAGCCUGACCGCGGCCACUGAAGACCUGCAGACUUUACGCACACAGCAGGCCAGCGAGAUGAGAGAGGUGGAAAAUUACGUGGAGCAUAUUCGAAACAUGUUGGAGGAGCGGGAAUCUCUUACAGCGGAGCACGAACGUGAGAGCGAACAGCUCCGUGCUGAGCUCGCUCUAAUGAAACACCAGCAGGACUCCCAGUGUAAGGAGGUGGUGGAGAUGCUGGAGCAGGAGGGUCUGGCAGAGAUCAGUCAGAGCAGUGCCAGUGAGCAGGUGGCCUAUCUGCUGGUGGAGAGAGUCACUCUGCUGGAGAGACUGGAGGCUGCGGAAAGAAAACUGGACACCCAGACCCUCACUGGCAACCUCAGAGAGGUGCAUCUGCAGGAAGAGCUGGAUCAUAUGCGUCACACAUUGGAAGAUGAACUCGGGCAGCAAAAGGAAAACAUGAAGAAGGAAUCAACAGUUCAAAGUCCUUGGAGGAAGUUCUUUGGUGUACGCAAGGCUACACUAAGAGCACAGAACCUUCCUGGCCACAGUGAAGAGCUCAAUAGAGAACGCACAGAGCGCCAGAGGCUGGAGAGGGAUCUGGAAGAGGCAUCGAGUCGUCUUGCAAUGGCACAUAAAGAGAUUCGCCACCUGACGGAUGAACUAGAUCUCGCUCGUAAGGUCCAAAACUUGUGUGUACCUGACCUGCAGAAAACUGGGGAGGAAGUGGAGCAGUUGAAACAGGAAGUGGACAAGCUUAAACAGUGUGAUAUGGUGGAGCUACAGAAGGCCAAGGAACGCAAUGAAAGACUGGAUAGUGAGAUUCGUGUUCUGAGGGAUAGAGUUCGUUCCCUGGACACAGAGAGAAGGACUCUUCUUAAACAGGUUGAACAAUCGAAGCUGAACUUGGAUCAAGGGAUCAAUGUAACUUUAGAACACAAUAAAAUACACUCUGCACAGGGUGUUGGGAAUAAUGUCAAUCCUGAUCCAUCUCUGGAUGUAGAGGAUGAGAUACUUCACAAAAGGUGUCGGAGAGAGUCUGAAGAUAAGGACAGCCGUCUGCGAGAGCUGGAGAGGAGGUUGCAGAAGCAGCAGCGUGAGCAUGAGGAGCUGGUGGAGAGGAAUGAGGAGCUGGAGGCGCUGCUGGGGGAGGCGCAGAAUGCAGCGAAAGAGGAACGGGAGCGACAUGAGUGUGAGAUAGAGGGGUUACAGAGAAAGAUUAAAAGUAUUGAGGAAGAACUAAGUAAGAGAAAUAGUAAGAAACUCGAGAAGAAAGAAGAAGAUCAGGUUCGUGGGACUGACUCUGAGCUAAGCGAGAGCCUUCAAGAAAGACUUAAGUUCCUCGAGGGACGCCUUGCUGAAGAAAAAGGUUGGAGGAAACAGCUGGAGGUGGAUCUAUCUGUAGCCAAGGCUGCUCUCAAUACGGAAAAAGAGGUCAUGCAAAGAGAUCAUGAGGAGCUUAAGAAAUUACGUGUGGAGGUCCAGAGACUUGAGGUGGAAUGUCGACAAGGAAAGACACUAAACAAGAACCUCACACAGAUUAAAGGAGAAAAGGGAAUUUUGGAAGAAAAGGUGGCCCAGCUGGAGCGUGCUCAGACACGACUCCAGGACAACCUGACCCUUCAGACAGAGAAAAUCCGGGCUGAAGAGGACCUGAGAGACAGCAGGGGACAGGUGGCAGAGCUUAAUUCUAUGGUGGACAAGCUGAGAACAGAACUAACUCGACUGGAGAAGGAGCACAACACUAUAAGAGAUGAGCUGAUGGAGAAACGCAGGCAUGUGAUGCAGCUACAGAAGGAGCUCAGCGAGAAAGCCCAGGAGAGGCUUCAGACUGACGGUGAGAGGGAGAGACUCAGUCUGGAGCUCCUGCAUGUCAAACAGCAGCUCCAGUAUGCUAGAGAGCAGAUGCCCAGUGCAUCACAGGAGCACACGGCCAACCACAAGCUUACUGUGGAGGAUGAUGGGCAUUGUCAGCUGACCUGUGUGAAGUCAGAGAUGAGUAAGCUUCACUCCACCCUGGAGGAAGAGAGACAGCUGGCUGGACAACACCAGCUGGCCCUGCAGGCCCAGAUCAGUGAAGCUCAGGCCUGGGCUAAGGCUCAAGACUCACUCCUACAACAGAAGGGAGACGAGAACAAACAGCUGAGACAGGACCUGCAGAGAACCCAGCAUCUUUUCACUUCUGCAGAGCGAGAGCUACGCUACGAGAGAGAGAAAAAUCUAGACCUUAAGAGACACAAUGCACUGCUAGAACAGGAGAAGAUCAAGCUGUGUGCAGAGCUGAAGCAGGCCAAGGCCAAAGUAGCCCAGCUGGAGGGGAGCGCAGCAGGACAUAUGGCAGAGCUGGAGAGACUCCAGCAGAGGGUCAGAGAUCUGGAGCUGGAGGUGGCCAGAAGCACUCAGAACCGGCAGACUAGCAGCAGCUUGAUGGAGGAGCUUAAUUCAGAGAGAGCGCGUGUGAUCGCUGCUGACAAGAAGGUUGUAGAACUGCAGCAGCAACUGAAGAACACGCUGCACCAGCUGCGUCUGGAGGAGGCCCGAGCGGGAGAGACCAGCAAACUGGAGAGAGACACCAGAGACAUGUCUGAUAACCUGUCCACCCUCCGAGCCCUACUGCAAGAGGAGCAACUACAGAGGAAAUUACUUGAGCAGAAAGAUGAGAAACUCCAGCAGCAGAUGCGCUCAUUGCGGGUGAAGGAGGCGACUCUAACACGCAACAACUCAGAGUUGUCUCAUCGCACACAAGAGCUGGAGACACGGCUGCAGGUGCUGGACAGUGAACUCAACACUGCUAGAGAAGAGCAGAGGAACAGUCAGAAGAGCUGCCACAGGCUGGAAGAACAGCUGCUGUCUUCCCAGCAUGAGUCUGAGAGACUGCAGGAGGAACUGAAACUGGUUGUUCAGCAGCUUGACACUAACAUCCGGAGAUACAACGAGAAACAGUCUCAGCACAAAACCAAGUUGCGCAGAGCUAAACAGAUCUUCAUGAAGACAGUCACCCAACAUGAGCACAGGAUCCAGCAGCUAGAGAACGAUCUGGCUCUUGCUACAAGUCUCUCAGAGAAAGAGAAGGACUGGAUUAGGACUGCGACAGAAGAAAACGACCAGCUCCUCCUGGAGAGACGAGAACUUCUACAGCGAAUAAGUGAAGCUGAGGAGAUGGGAAAUAAUGGACUGAGAACUGCCACUACUAUCCAGCAGAGAGUUAAAUUCCUGGAGAUGGAGAAUAAACAGUUGCAAGAAAAAACUCUAACACUGGCCAAUCAGAUAGGAAUUUUAGAUCGCGCGUUGAGAAACCUUCAGUCGCUGUGUACUGUUGAGGAGGUCAAGAAAAUGUUUCCUUCUGGAGCUCAUCCCGAUAGCCAGCUGCGGACAUCAACUCCAAGUCCCCAGCCUGGGCUCAGUGACUCAUGGGGAAUUUGGGAUGCCAUUCGCAAAGUCAAAGUGGGUGAGUCUGGAGUGAAGAGCCUGGAGAUCUCCUCGUCUGUGCCCGUUUCACAGUCCACUGAGAUAGGCUACCUGAACGUGACCUCACCUGUGGCUCCUAACAGCAGGUUAGAGCAGGAAGAGAGUCUCAGUGCCACCAGCGAUGAGGCCUGAGCGAGUUGCGAUGACUGUGAAAUGCCAUUACAAGGUUUGCCAAUCCGAAAAAGUCACUGGAUCAGUCAAGGCUUAAAAAUAAGUGAACUGUAAAUGGGUUAAAUGCAGACAAAUUGGCACUGUGUAAGGGUCUGUCAUGUUUGGUCUUCAGUUCAUUUCCUUACACUUUAAUUGAUUUUAAAGCGAAUGUGAAGAGCUGGGUUUUUGCCCAGGCUCAUAUCACCUGGGUUGAAUUCAGCAUUGAAUUGCAUUGCCUUUGUGGCUGGUCAGUCUAGAAGACCUGAACUUUUAUAUCAUUCAAAAACAUUACACUUCAUUGGAUGCUAUGGUCAGUAGCCUUGUCACAUCUAUAAGAUGCCAUAUGGAUUUUUAUACAUUUACCCCAUAAUGGUACAAACUGUGGUGGAGAAGCACUUAAAGCACUAUUAAUUUGAUGUUCAGAUGGUACAAUCUGCAGGUGUUUACAACUGAAAUGCACUAUUGCCUUUCGAGAAACGGUAUUUGAAAUCAAGUGUUUGUAGGUUUUUGUGAGAUUUGGUGUACUGUAAAUGUACAUGUCAGAACUCUUGCAUGUAUCAGUAGACCUUUUCUCAUUUUCUGUGCUGAUUUUGGGUGGAAAAAACCUGGUUAAAUAUUACAUGGAGCUCAGAUUACUACUCUUUGUAGAUAAAAGCAUUUACACUACUGUUCAAAGAUUUGGGGUUAGUAAGUUGUUUUUAAAGAAAUUAAUACUUUUAUUUAACAAGGACACAUUCAAUUGAUCAAAAGAACAUCUGAGAGGUGAUGUACUGUACUUUAUGGAUUAGUCUGCGUCUAGGUGCAGUGUAAAUUGGUCUUUAUAAGGCUAAAGUUGUGCCGAUAGACGAUGGUAUCGUGCAUCGACGAUAGUCAAAGAUAUCACCUGUGGCUGAUGCCUUUUACAAUAUCAAGAUGAUUAUAAUUAUUAUCUUAUUAAUAUUAGUGCAUAUUUGUUGUC